GGGCACACUCCAUCAGCACCUGCAGGAGUCGGCCUGGACUGCCUGUGCCACCUCGGCCGCUGCCGCCGCCUUGAUUCCCUACCCCCGCCAUGGCCGAGGACCUCUCCGCGGCCACUUCCUACACUGAAGAUGAUUUCUACUGCCCGGUCUGUCAGGAGGUGCUCAAAACGCCGGUGCGGACUGCGGCCUGUCAGCACGUUUUUUGUAGAAAAUGUUUCCUGACUGCAAUGAGAGAAAGCGGAAUACAUUGUCCCCUCUGUCGUGGAAAUGUGACAAGAAGAGAAAGAGCAUGUCCUGAACGGGCCUUAGAUCUUGAAAAUAUCAUGAGGAAGUUGUCUGGUAGCUGCAGAUGCUGUGCAAAACAGAUUAAAUUCUAUCGUAUGAGACAUCAUUACAAAUCUUGUAAGAAGUAUCAAGAUGAGUAUGGUGUUUCUGCUAUCAUUCCAAACUUUCAGAUUUCUCAAGAUUCAGUAGGGAACAGUAAUAGAAGUGAAACAUCCACAUCUGAUAACAUAGAAACUUAUCAAGAGAAUACAAGUUCCUCUGGGCAUCCCACCUUUAAGUGUCCCUUGUGUCAAGAAUCAAAUUUUACCAGACAGCGUUUACUGGAUCACUGUAACAGUAAUCACCUAUUUCAGAUAGUUCCUGUGACAUGUCCUAUUUGUGUGUCUCUUCCUUGGGGAGAUCCUAGCCAGAUUACUAGAAAUUUCGUUAGUCAUCUAAAUCAAAGACAUCAGUUUGAUUAUGGUGAAUUUGUGAAUCUUCAGCUAGAUGAGGAAACCCAGUAUCAAACUGCUGUUGAAGAGUCGUUUCAAGUAAACAUCUGAAGGCCGUAGACAUCUGUGCAUCUUUGUAUCUGCAGGUGCCAUCUUUAAGGAGAAAACUACAUGCAGUCACCAUUUCAAUAACUUGAUGUGUAUAUUAAUAAAAGUAAUUCAGUCUAU
This is a messenger RNA of Molossus molossus (Pallas's mastiff bat), 944 nucleotides long. RefSeq names its product ring finger protein 138 (gene RNF138). The transcript has 8 exons. The record is from RefSeq and is a predicted model, not a curated record. NCBI's taxonomy places the organism in Eukaryota, Metazoa, Chordata, Mammalia, Chiroptera, Molossidae. Bases 90 to 827 code for a protein of 245 amino acids.